UAUUCCCAUUUGGGACACCAACACGAGUACUACCAGUGCUGCCCCAUAGCUGUAUAAGUAAUGUUAAUAUUGUACAACAAUUGUGAUUUAACAGCCAAUAGUAUUAACCUAAGAUUACAGUAUUACACAGUAUUAUCAUAUCCUAUACUUUAAAGCAAUGCAAUGGCAGAGCAAUGGUUGUAAUGGUAGAAGUGUUGGUAGUGUUGGUUGUGUUGGUGGGGAAGUGCUCGUAGAGGUAGAGGUAGUUGUGUUUAGUGUUGUGGGACUGUUGUGUGUGUAGUGAAGUGCAAGUGUGAGCACACAUUGAAAACAUUGAAUAGCAAUAGACUAUGAAUUGAAUGACUUGAUUGUAGUACACAUUAAAUGUAUUGAAUAGCAAACCUUUUCCGUUGACUAACAUGUAGUGAAUUUGUGACCAAAAACACCAUAUUAUGGAUAAUCUGGACAAAAGUGUAGACAACAGUGAAUGUGAUGUUAGGAUUGAACAACAAUUGCGGAUCAAAAUCGGUGAGGCCAAGAACUUACAUCCAAGAAAUGGAUCCAAUGGCUCAAGUGGUUUGCGGGACUGUUAUUGUGUCAUUAGCCUCGAUAGGGAACAAAUAUAUCGCACCUGUAGUACAAUCGAGAGGACACUCAAUCCAUUUUUCGGUGAAGAGUUUCAAUUUGAGAUUCCCCGCCGUUUCCGCAAUUUAGCCAUUUAUUUAUACGACAGGGAAAGGUCUGUCAAUAAUAAAGAUAAAGUGAUUGGAAAAGUGUCCAUUAAAAAGGAUGAUCUCUACAAACACCACAACAAAGAGUCGUGGUUUCCCAUAACACCAGUGGAUGCAGACUCUGAAGUUCAGGGAAAGAUUCAUUUGGAUAUCAAAUUAGACCAUUGCCUUAAACCCGGUGCUCAUCAAACUGUGCCUAAAGUGUCUGUUUGUGUGCUCGACUGUAAUGAUCUCGGAGUCAUCAAUGGUUGUUGUGAUCCCUAUGUAGUGGUUUCUCUAUAUAACGGUCCCAUAAGACAUGAAAUUAAAAGAACUAAAAUUAGGAAAAAGACUGUAAAUCCACACUUUGAUGAAAACUUUUACUUUGAUAUUCCCAUUAGAGGCCAAAAUCAUGACAGGAGUUCAUUGAGAAGUUUGAAUAAUUUAAAUGUAAUCAAUAGUAAUGGCUUAGAGUUAAGGAUAUCUGUUAUGCACGACGGGAAUGGUAUGUUUGGAAGUGCCUUUCUUGGAGAAGUUAAGAUAUCACUUAAUGAUAUUCAUCUUAACGGACAUAAUGCAUGGUAUUUAUUGCAACCGCGAGACACGGGGCGUACCGAUGAUCGGACAACCAGUGAAUUGGGUUCACUUCGCCUUAAAAUUCAUUAUACAUCUGAUUAUGUAUUUUCUAGUCGUUUCUAUGAAUCCAUCAGAAAAUCAUUACUUAUAUCUCCAGAAAUUAAACCUAUAAGUUCGAGUACUGUUUACAUAUUGGGUGAAUUGGUUACUAAUAAGAUAGAUGCGGCACAACCAGUGGUCAAAAUAUUUAUGCACUACAAGAAAAUUAUACCAUUAAUUAAAGCAUUGGCUGAAAAUGAAAUAUCAAAAGUCACAGACGUAAAUACGAUUUUUCGGGGAAAUUCAUUAGUGUCUAAAUGUAUGGAUGAGUUAAUGAAAUUGGUUGGUAUUCAAUAUCUUCACGAAACACUUCGUACACCAAUUGAACAAGUAUUAAAUGAACAUAAGUCCUGUGAAGUGGAUCCGAGUCGGUUCAAGGAUAGCCAAUCUUUGGCUACAAAUAUGGCAAAUCUUAAGAUAUACAUAUCAAAUACAUUUCGAGCCAUAACAUCAUCAGCUCUUAGAUGUCCACAACUUAUGUGUGAAGUGUUUUCAGUACUUAAAGACUUAGCCAUAAAAUACUUUCCCGAGAGUCGAGAAGUUUGUUAUUAUGUAAUCUCUGGUUUUGUAUUCUUACGAUUCUUCGCACCGGCCAUUUUGAAUCCCAAACUUUUUGAAAUAACUGAUCAACAAAUUGAUUCACAAACAAAUCGUACGCUAACUUUGAUAUCAAAAACUAUACAAAGUAUUGGAAAUCUUGUUAGUUCUAAAUGUAGUUCUCAAGUAAUAAAAGAAGAAUAUAUGAUAACUCUUUACAAAGAAUUCUUAACCGAACAACACAUUGAGUCAACAAAAGUGUUUUUAGAGUUGAUAUCUUCAUCAACGACUUUAUCGGUUCCCCGCGUGAAUGAACCGCCGGUUAUUCUAAAAGAAAGUGUAAUGACUAAACGAGCUCAAGGAAGACGAAGAAGAAUUGGCAUUGGAUUCAGAAAUUUCAAGAAGAGAUACUUUUGUCUAAACACUCAACACUUUUUCUAUUCAAAAGCCAAAAACAAGAGGCCGUUGUGUAGAAUACCUAUAAAUGAAAUACUGGCCGUUGAGAAACUACAGGAGCAGAGCUUCAAAAUGAAAAAUAUGUUUCAAGUGGUUCGCAAAGACAGAGCUCUCUAUAUUCAGGCGAGUAAUUGCGUCGAAGAGAAGGAAUGGAUAGAUAUGUUGACAAAAGUAUGUCAAACAAAUCGCAAUCGUCUUAAAGAGUAUCAUCCGUCGGCAUUCAUUAGUGGCCAAUGGCUUUGUUGUAAAGCAACCAAUGAGAACACUCCGGGUUGUUGUCCAGUAUCGGUAACAUCGCUACCUCCAGAUCUGGGCGUCCAUAUAGAUGCCGAUCGAGAGAUUGAACGAAUUCAUACGAUAUUCUUCCAAAAUAUGGAUAAUUUAGAAACUUUGAUAGAAAUGUGUGAAAAACAGCACUUAUGUCAUUCACCACGAAUUAACCCGAACUCCAAUUUGAAUGCAUUCAAUAAUACCCGAAUGUCUCACUUUUUUAUAGAAGAUAGACAUUCCUUAUGGGAAACUCUGAAAGAGUUGAGACAAUGUGUUAUAAGACUCGAACAAAACCAUAAACAAUACAUGAGAAGUGUUUGCGUGCGAACUAUCUAUGGGUCAGAACAGGCACCUAUAGGUGAUGACAACUACCUACUCAUGUUAGCCAAACAUUGUACCACUUAAUCACUUAAUUUAUUUUUAUACUCACCAAAAAUCAUUGCAAAUAUCAAUUACAAAUAUGCAUAACAUUUUAUAAUAUAUUAUCAUCGAAAUUGGAUCUCUUAUAACCAUWAUAUAUAUAUA
Molecule: messenger RNA, 3152 nt
Organism: Oppia nitens
Lineage: Eukaryota; Metazoa; Arthropoda; Arachnida; Sarcoptiformes; Oppiidae
Gene: RasGAP1
Product: GTPase-activating protein-like
Exons: 15
Coding region: 432-3032 (866 amino acids)
Biological process (GO): intracellular signal transduction; regulation of GTPase activity
Source: RefSeq, a predicted model, not a curated record